GCGAUGCACUCAACAGUUGAGUAUUUGCGGUGAACUAGUGAAUAGACAGCGCUAAAAUGGGUUUUACGAGAACAGUUUAUUUGGCUACAGCCUUAUUGGGCGUGGCUAGUUUGGCGUUGGUGCAAGCUGACGAACAAAUUUAUCGCAUGUGUGUGCCUCAAAAAUACUACAAAGACUGCUUGGAUCUGCUGAAGGAUCCCUCUGAGGCUGGCAUAAAAAUGGAAUGUGUCGCUGGACGUGAUCGCAUCGAUUGCUUGGACAAAAUCAAUCAACGUAAGGCUGAUGUGCUCGCCAGCGAACCGGAGGAUAUGUAUGUUGCUUAUCAUACUAAGAAUCAGGAUUAUCGCGUCAUCUCGGAAAUACGCACGAAGGAGGAUAAGGAUGCCGAGUUCCGUUAUGAGGGCAUUAUUUUGGUGAAGAAAAAUUCAAAUAUUAACAGCAUGAAGGAGCUGCGCGGCAAGAAAUCCUGUCACACCGGUUUUGGACGCAAUGUGGGCUAUAAGAUUCCCAUCACCAAGUUGAAGAAUACACACAUUUUGAAGGUUUCUUUGGAUCCCGAUGUGACCGCCACCGAACGUGAGUUGAAGGCUUUGUCUGAAUUCUUUACACAAUCCUGCCUGGUUGGCUCCUACUCGCCAUAUCCUGAAACUGACCGUCUGCUGAAAAAGAAAUACUCCAACUUAUGCGAACUAUGCGAAAAACCCGAGCAGUGCAACUACCCUGACAAGUUCUCUGGUUAUGAUGGCGCAAUUCGUUGCUUGGACAAAGGCAAGGGUGAGGUAGCCUUCACCAAGGUGCAAUACAUCAAGAAAUACUUUGGCCUCGCACCGGGUUCCACUGCCGAAGGUGACCCCUCCGAGUUCGAAUAUCUCUGCGAGGAUGGCAGCCGUCGCCCAGUCACCGGGCCGGCUUGCUCUUGGGCUCAACGCCCAUGGACUGGCUACAUCUCAAAUGCUGAUUCAGUAAAUGGCGAGCAGAAAUUACACAACUUACAAAACCGUUUAGAGAAAUUCUUCGAAAAUGGCUUACAUGCUGAGAACAAGCUGGCAGCAGAACAUUUGCUCAUUAAUGAAAAUGCUGUGUACCACAGCAAACCAGAGGCCGUCGAACCAAAAGUGUACCUGGAACGCGCCGGCUACAAGGAUGUCAUCGAACGCGAUGGCAGCGCCAUUCGAAAGAUGCGUCUCUGCGUGCAGACCGACAUUGAGUUGGCCAAAUGCGAUACGAUGCGUCGUGCAGCCUACUCGCGUGACAUACGUCCCGAAUUGGAAUGCGUGCAGGAGAAUGAUUGUUUGAUUGCCGUAAAGGAGCAGAAGGCAGACUUGGUGGCACUGCAUGCCAACAACUACAAAGAGGCGCGCGAUGACAAACUCAAGCCGAUUGUUUAUGAAAGCUACGGACCCGAUAAUGUCUAUGUGGCCAUCGUAGAGCCGAGCGCCAGCAAGGAUGUGCAAAAGUUGCCAAUCAACUUUGAUGCACAGAACGAACGCGCUCAUAAGGCGGCGGUCUUCUUGAACAAACGUCGCAACAUAAGUCCCUGUCAGACCACCCCGUCCACUGACAAGAAUCUCAUGAUUGUACACUCCAGUGAAUUGGAGCAAUACAAGAACAAGCAAUUGGUUUGCCCCUCAUUGGAAGUGAAGCCGGUUACUGAGUAUCACACCUGUAAUUUGGAAGUUAAUUUGCCGAUAGCAGUCUUCAUUCGCGAAAGCAUGACGCCUGUUGAGCAGGAAACCGUUAAGCAUCUGUUUGUUUCGCUUUCGACCAAAUUCGGCAAAGGGGGCAAGCUGUCCGAUGUUUUCGCCCUGUUUGGCCCCUACGAGAAGGAUGCCAAGAAUGUAUUGUUCGAUGACGAUGCUACCGAAUUCGUGACUGAGUUGAAGAAUCCCAACACCAAUGAGCAAAUCUACAAUGACCUCAAAUGUGAUACAAAUGCCAUUAAGCGGCUUUAAAAUUCUAAUCAAAGCAGAAAAUAAAAUCAUCAAAGCAUUAUUUUAAGCUUUCAUAAUCGUUAAACUACUCGAAUAAAAAUUUUCACCGAACAUUAAAAAUAU
Messenger RNA from Rhagoletis pomonella (apple maggot), 2054 nucleotides. Its product is annotated as transferrin-like. The record is from RefSeq and is a predicted model, not a curated record. Gene Ontology annotation, cellular component: plasma membrane; recycling endosome; early endosome. Gene Ontology annotation, biological process: iron ion transport. The coding region runs from base 57 to 1952 and encodes 631 amino acids. The transcript is spliced from 8 exons. Lineage: Eukaryota; Metazoa; Arthropoda; Insecta; Diptera; Tephritidae.